This is a messenger RNA of Xylaria bambusicola, 696 nucleotides long. RefSeq names its product phytanoyl-CoA dioxygenase family protein. The record is from RefSeq and is a predicted model, not a curated record. The coding region runs from base 1 to 696 and encodes 231 amino acids. NCBI's taxonomy places the organism in Eukaryota, Fungi, Ascomycota, Sordariomycetes, Xylariales, Xylariaceae. The transcript is spliced from 3 exons.
AUGCUUCGCCGCGUAUCGUUGGACCGCCCUCAAGAACUGAUCAGCGCCAUUGAAGAGGAUGGCGGUGUUAUUAUUGCCGGUUUUGCUUCUCAAAGCCAAGUAGACCAGGUCAACCAGGACAUGCACGAAGCCCUGGAGGACAGAAUCAAGGAUGAAGCAUGGAAACAACGCUACAAAGGGCGCAUCAUUUGUGGUUAUCUCUAUGGUCGAAGCGCAACAGCCCGGGAGCAGUGGAUCUUGAGCCCUCAGCUCCAGUCUGUAGUCAAUCACUUCCUCCGCACCUCGAAUCCUCCGGAGGUAGAUCUAAACAGCGCGAUUGGGCGCAGCACCAACGCCAUUUUGUCGCAGGCUGUCAGCAUAGCGACGCUGGAGGGCGCAGAGGCCCAGCCUGUGCACCGUGACGACAGCAUCUGGCAAAAGUUUCACCAAAGCCAGGAAGAAUCAGGUUACUGUUUAGGUUCAGACCUAGGCAUCUCUCUCCUCGUAGCUGGAGUCGACAUAACCCGGGCUAAUGGAGCUACCAUGGCCAAUGAUUUCGUGUGGUAUUCCCGACAAGAGGUGGAGACGUGGUCAACCGAAGCGCAGAGACUCGCUGGGUACGUUACGGACGGGAUUCUCGGUAUCAGUGACGAUGAAAAUGCUAUCUAUGCCCUACAGCGCGGAGAGGAAGAGAAGAAAAAAGCGGGGGGCAGGUGA